Molecule: messenger RNA, 954 nt
Organism: Hordeum vulgare subsp. vulgare (domesticated barley)
Lineage: Eukaryota; Viridiplantae; Streptophyta; Magnoliopsida; Poales; Poaceae
Product: protein S-acyltransferase 24-like
Exons: 8
Coding region: 1-954 (317 amino acids)
Biological process (GO): protein palmitoylation
Cellular component (GO): Golgi membrane
Molecular function (GO): palmitoyltransferase activity; protein binding
Source: RefSeq, a predicted model, not a curated record
AUGCCGUCGGAGACCGGGGCCGGCAGGGCAGCCGCCGUGGGGGAGGCGGAGGCGGCGGGGGAACCGCUCAAGGAUGACGUCUACACGGGCACCGCGUACGGGGACCUCGAAAAGCUGCACCGCCUCGUCGAGCUGGAGGGCCGGUCAGUGAUGGAGCCCGACGGCCUCAGCUACCACGCGCUCCACUCGGCCGCCCUCAACAAUCGCGUCGCCGCCGCCCAAUACAUCCUCGAGCACGGAGCAGAUGUAAAUGCUAUAGACCAUACAGGGCAAACAACGCAUCACUCGAGUGUAGUGCGUGGUCAUAUUCAAAUUGCAGAACUACUUCUGAAAGAAGGAGCUAAGGUUGACACUGCUGAUUUAUAUGGAUAUCAGACCACACAUGUUGCAGCACGGUAUGCUCAUACAACAUUUCUUUAUCACAUUAUUUCAAAAUGGAAUGAUGAUCCUGAUGUCCCUGACAAUGAUGGCAGAAUUCCUCUUCACUGGGCUGCUUAUAAGGGAUUUGCAGACUCCAUACGUCUCCUUUUGUUUUUAGGCGCUUAUAGGGGGCGGCAAGAUAAAGAAGGUUGUACUCCUUCACAUUGGGCUGCCAUUCGGGGGAAUAUGGAGUCAUGUACUCUGUUAGUUCAGGUUGGUAAGAAGAAGGACCUUAUGGUGCAAGACAAUACUGGGUUAAGUCCGGCCCAACUUGCUGCUGAUAAGAGUCACCGGCAAGUUGCAUUUUACCUUACCACACAUGUUGCAGCACAGUAUGGUCAGACAACAUUUCUUUAUCACAUUAUUUCAAAAUGGAAUGCUGAUCCUGAUGUCCCUGACAAUGAUGGCAGAAGUCCUCUUCACUGGGCUGCUUAUAAGGGAUUUGUAGAUUUUGAAGGAUCGCAGAAGGAGAGAUAUGGCAACUCUAGCAAGCCUUACCUAAACCCGAAUCCAAACAAGUCACCUGAGGUGUGA